AUGGUGGAAACAGUUUCCGAUCCUAAUUGUCAAGGACCAAACACAUUAUCUGGCCAAACAAAGGCUAUAAUCGCAAAGGAGUUUUCCCUUCUCGACUUGACCAAGGUAGCCUUGCCACGGAUCGUGCCAACGAAGGACGACGCCUUUUAUUUCACCGUCCAUGUAUGUCCGCUGGCCCGUCAUCCGCUCGCUUCGCCAAUCCGGCGAGAGUUCCGACCACACAGUAGGACAGGAGUCGCUUUGUCAACCAUCCUGAUUCACCGUCAACGGCAGCAGCGGUAUGUACCGCUACAGUUGCGAACGGAAUCGAUGUGCAUACUAUUCUGUGCUGUUUUAAUCCUCAACAUCACAUUAACUACAUGCCAAGCAACUACUGCUGUUCCUCCAAUAUGUGAAAAUGAAUUAAUAGACGAGAUGCCCCAACGGAUAAGGAAAGUCUGCACUGCCCUGGAAAAUUCUAACCAAUUUGCUGAAGCACUCAAUGCAUACAUUAGGAAAGAAGCAGCAGCACUCCUGUAUCAGGGCGAGGAUUUAUUGGCACCAAGCAGCAAUGGCAAACGUACUGACGUGGACCACGUGUUUUUACGUUUUGGACGGAGACGCUAAUUUCCACUCACAUUUUAUCAUUACGAUUGGUUGAUUAAUUGUGUUACGGUUCAAUGCAGUCUGAUUACAUUCGAUCAAAAAGGUUGAUGUUGUUGAGGA
Ochlerotatus camptorhynchus is the source of this 705-nucleotide messenger RNA. It is a transcript of the gene Ms, whose product is annotated as Myosuppressin. The record is from RefSeq and is a predicted model, not a curated record. Lineage: Eukaryota; Metazoa; Arthropoda; Insecta; Diptera; Culicidae.